AAAGAGAAACAUUACAGACCUCCUGGUUGUAAAUCCAACGAAGAAGAACACACUUCCGGGUUUGAUUUGAUUCCGGUGUCAGUUAUCUCGGGGUCACACGGAGGGGAUACCGAAAAAACUUCAAAAUGCUGUUACGAAGAGUGCUGCAGGUUGGAGGCUCGACGCUGAAGCAGAACCGGUCCGUCCACCACAGCCCCGCCUGGAGGAGUCCUCUCAUACCGAUAGUCGUGGAGCAGACGGGUAGAGGAGAAAGAGCAUAUGACAUUUAUUCCCGCCUCCUGAGGGAGAGAAUCAUUUGUUUAAUGGGUCCUAUUGAUGACUCCAUAGCCAGUCUGGUUAUCGCCCAGCUGCUCUUCCUACAGUCAGAGAGCAACAACAAACCCAUCCACAUGUACAUCAACAGUCCCGGCGGUGUGGUGACGGCGGGCCUCGCCAUUUACGACACCAUGCAGUACAUCCUCAAUCCCAUCUCCACGUGGUGCGUUGGCCAGGCGGCCAGCAUGGGCAGCUUGCUCCUGGCGGCGGGAACGACGGGCAUGAGGCAUUCACUGCCCAACGCCCGCAUCAUGGUCCACCAGCCCUCAGGGGGUGCCAGGGGUCAGGCCACGGACAUCGCCAUCCAGGCCGAGGAGAUCAUGAAGCUCAAGAGACAGAUCAACGGCCUCUAUGCCAAACACACGGGGCAGCUGCUGACCACCAUCGAGGGCGUGAUGGAAAGGGACCGCUACAUGAGCCCCAUGGAGGCGCAGGACUUCGGGAUCAUCGACCGGGUCCUGGUCCAUCCGCCCCAGGCGGGCCAGGAUGAGCCCGAGCUGGUGCAGAAAGAGGCGGGGGCGCCAGCCAGCCCCCCUCCACAGCCGGAGUCCACGGCAUCGGGGCGGGCCCUCCCAGGGACCAACGCCCCCUCCUCGCACAAGCCAGAGCCGUGAUCGCCACACCGCAGAGCCGCCAGGAUCUCAGCCGGGGGAGUUUGAGGACGCGUUUGUUUCUCUCUUCUCCUCACGACACGUGAAGGCAUCGUUUCCAGCAAUCAAAGGGUCCUCACAUGACGCAAUUCAAACGUAAUGUACCUUUUUGUUUUUGUUUAUUACUUCUGUGAUGGUGAUUCCAGAUGAAUUCGGACAUCUUUUUGACUUUUUUUAUUACAAGGAGGUCAUUUGACUACUAAGAAAGCAGUGUUGUUCUGUAAGCUGCUUGCUGCAGCCCAGGAGGGGGGGGGGACAUGUUUAGAAACUCGCAAUAAAUAAAUGGGAUCAUUUUGACAAUUCUUGGUCCUAAAACGUUUUAAUUUAAUUUCUCAAGAUCAUCCGAAACGCAGAUUUUGCUGCGUGGAAGUGUGUAAUUAUUCAACAAAUGACAAUAAAGAACCGUGUGUUUCAGGCU
Pungitius pungitius (ninespine stickleback) is the source of this 1383-nucleotide messenger RNA. It is a transcript of the gene clpp, whose product is annotated as caseinolytic mitochondrial matrix peptidase proteolytic subunit. The transcript is spliced from 7 exons. Gene Ontology annotation, cellular component: endopeptidase Clp complex. Gene Ontology annotation, biological process: protein quality control for misfolded or incompletely synthesized proteins. NCBI's taxonomy places the organism in Eukaryota, Metazoa, Chordata, Actinopteri, Perciformes, Gasterosteidae. The record is from RefSeq and is a predicted model, not a curated record. The coding region runs from base 126 to 929 and encodes 267 amino acids. Gene Ontology annotation, molecular function: ATP-dependent peptidase activity; ATPase binding; serine-type endopeptidase activity.